Molecule: messenger RNA, 2379 nt
Organism: Trichoderma aggressivum f. europaeum
Lineage: Eukaryota; Fungi; Ascomycota; Sordariomycetes; Hypocreales; Hypocreaceae
Exons: 4
Coding region: 1-2379 (792 amino acids)
Source: RefSeq, a predicted model, not a curated record
AUGGAUGACACUUCAUAUGACGAUGAUGAUCGUCUUUCAACCAUCAACCUUACUCCUUCUGAAGCUGAUACCGGUACUACCGACGAGUAUGGCCUCUCGCAUGAGGAUGAUGAUCCUCCAAAUGCGCCAGCUACGGCAAAUGAGGGAAUAGGACCACAAGCUGCCGAUGACGACCCAUCUGGCGUCCCGGAAGACGAAGACGAAUAUUCACUCACCGACUCUGACGCAGAAGGGGCACACACGUUCCGUCAUGCCGCCCCAGAAUAUCGAUAUUGCUUUGCUCGUGUUCAUCUCAAAUCACGGGAGCGAAAGAGAGCAAUAGAAGAACUAAACGCGAGGAUUAUAGAGCUGGAGGACAGAAAUGUAAGACUUGGCCAAUCGAGGAACACACCGAGGAAGACUCAAGUGACUUGGCCAGAUCGCAUUGGCAGCGAGAGCUGGGAAAGAGUCUACAAGCGCGCGUGCAUGGAGGGAAAUGCUUCGCCUAACCUCAAAAAAAUUCAUCCGGAUCUAAAUCUGAGAAAGCCUACAAACAGAGAGAUACAAGCAGAUAUAUUGCAGAACCCCUCGGAUCACCAGAAGCCGCGGCCUUCUGAUAUGCCUGUGGGCAACAUCACUAGGGGAAAGCUGCCUAGGAAAAUGCCCGAUGAGAUACAAUUCCAGAUUCUACGACAUUUCUUCGACUUUCGAGGCAAGGUGGUUCAUGCCAUAUCCCGCCUGGACCCGCAUCAUCCGUUAGAUGAGGCACCCAUGAAUCUCAAUCCAAGGCCGAGCUACCUCCAUCGCCUACACGUGGGAAGGGCUCCGGGUCGCUUUGCCAAAGGUAUUAAAGCAAACGUUCAACGGCUGCAGCAUGUUGAGAUCCUCUGGAUAGGAUCGCAGCAUCUCACCUUUGCUAUCAAUGACCGCGGAAAAUAUACAUCACGCCGCACAUUUUCGCUCGUAUGGCUUCCAGAGGCCAUUCGCCUCAAAACUCUCGGCGUCUACCUCCCAGAGUCCAGUGAGGAGUAUAGGCGUCGCCAACAUGAACCGAGGGGCAUAGUCGAGCACAUGAAGCGCAAAAUGCAAAUACACCCUAAUUUCAGAGGUUUCCGACCACUGCGCACAAUACAAGGCAUGGACUAUGUUUAUAGCCUCCGAGGCCUAGACCAGGCUGAGUUCUGGGAUUUCGACCGGUGGCUUGAUACAAAGGAGAGGAAGCAACCAGUGCGAGACUGGCACUUUAUAAAGGACGUGAACAACUCUGUCCGCAGGCCCAAAGAAGCCGGUGAUCGUUUUAAAUCACAGUUGAAGAAUCUCUUUCCAUCACUCAGUUCGUUUGAGCCAUCAGAUGCAGAUUGGGACCUUUUGCUUGGAGUUCUCGGGGUAGUAGAGGAAACCCCUCCGGAAGACUCAAGUUCAGAUACUGACCCCGGCUCUGAUUCUGACCCCGAUUCUGAUUCUGACUCUGGCUCUGGCUCUGACUCCGACUCUGGCUCUAACUCUGGCUCUGGCCCUCGCCAAAGUCGUCCUCCAAGCCCUGGUUCGGAUUCAGGUUCUGGUUCGAGCUCAGAUGAUGACAGCGACGACGAUGCCCCAUCACAAACAAUUCCGCGGCAUAAUAUGGGGGUCAACUCGGUCAACAAUGAGGAAGACGGUGGCCCUUCUACAGGGGACUCACAAGCUAACGAUCUGCUCAACAACUUCCACUUGCUUCGCUUGAUGGCCGUCGACGGUGACGGUGACGGUGACGGUGACGGUGGGAGUGAGAGUGAGAGUGAGAGUGAUGAUGGAUCGGCCACCAUCGUGCCAGAUGACCGAUCAGUCUCUGGACAUGAAGUCAUUGACCUUACCGAGGACGAGAAUCACGAAAAUGAGCCGAACCAAGAGAUUGACAAAGAGAUUGAUCAAGAGUUUAAUCAAGAAUUUGAUCAAGAAUUUGACCAAGAUAUAGCGUCUUAUCAAAUUUCAACCAAUGGCAAUGUGGAGGGCAGCCUCUUCGUUUCCGAUGAUGGAUACGCCCCGUCAUAUACAGAAUCACUCACACGCAGCCCGCAGGGCAAUAGAAGAACGGGAGGCUGUGGGCGUGAUUCUGAUGAUUCAAACGAUUCAAACAACUCCCCACCGGCCGCAGAAAGCGAAGCAAGUUUAUUCAUCGGCUCCGCACCUUCGCAUAUAUAUCGCACAGCCUCGUCGACGACGACUGGACAACAAAACGAGAGAAACAAUAUAGUGUUUGUUGACCUCACGGAGGAGGAUCCGACUGACCAAUUCCUCCGGGAACAACCGCCUACGCCACAAGACUCCCGCAAGCGCAACUAUCUUAAGCUCGAAGAAGACGAUGAGGAAGAAGGCGACGACGGUGGCGCUCCGGGAGGCGCGAAGAGGCUUUGCACGUAG